Molecule: messenger RNA, 1773 nt
Organism: Lethenteron reissneri (Far Eastern brook lamprey)
Lineage: Eukaryota; Metazoa; Chordata; Hyperoartia; Petromyzontiformes; Petromyzontidae
Product: pterin-4-alpha-carbinolamine dehydratase 2-like
Biological process (GO): tetrahydrobiopterin biosynthetic process
Molecular function (GO): 4-alpha-hydroxytetrahydrobiopterin dehydratase activity
Source: RefSeq, a predicted model, not a curated record
ACAGCACACACAUACAGCACACACAGCAGACAGCACAGCACACAUACAUACACAAGGCACACACACACAGCACACAUACAGCACAGCACACAUACAUACACAAGGCACACACACACAGCACACAUACAGCACAGCACACAUACAUACACAAGGCACACACACACAGCACACAUACAGCACAGCACACACACAUACACAAGGCACACACACACAGCACACAUACAGCACAGCACACACACAUACACAAGGCACAGCACACACAGCACACACACACACAGCACACACACAGCACACACAACACAUCACAGCACACACACAUACACAAAGCACACACACACAGCACAUGUGGCACAUGCCCACGUCCUUUAUUUCGAGUGUGCAACACACACACAGCACACACACACAGCACACACAGCACACCACACACACAGCACACUCACACACACACAUCACAGGAGAGGCGGGGUGAACUUGUAGAGACGGCGGUGGUGGCGUGGGGGAGGUCACCGCCCACCCAAACAAUACAUCGCUUGCGCGACACAAACCGGGGACGUCAUCCAGAGAAGAGAGACACAGAUUGUGGAACGAGCGAUUGGACGCAGCAACAACAACAACAGCAGCAGCAGCAACCAAACAACAACAACAACAACCAAGAAACCAAGCAAGCAAAGCGAGACCCGGUUUUGGUGUCACUCCGCUGCUCGCGUCCGCGGUGUCGCUACCACGUGGAACGAGCGACUUGUCAGAUGGCUGGUCGGCCAGAGCUGCUGGGUCAGGCCGAGCGCGAGGGAGCGCUCCCCGAGUUAACCGCCUCGGGCUGGCUCGUGCAGGCCUCCAGGGAUGCCCUCCACAAGGAGUUUCUCUUCAAAGAUUUCAACCAGGCAUUUGGAUUUAUGUCACGGGUCGCUCUUCAAGCAGAGAAAAUGGACCAUCAUCCCGAGUGGUUUAACGUUUACAACAAGGUGCAGAUCACUCUCAGCACUCACGACUGCGGGGGGCUCUCGGAGAGGGACGUUCGCCUCGCCCGGUUCAUAGACAAAGCCGCGGCCUCAAUUUAAGCGUGACCCGGCCCCCUCGGCCUUGUCUGUCCGGUGCUCGCCCAGCUGCAUUGGCUUACGGUUACCGAACGGAUAUGUGAUGAGGUCGCACUCAUUACGCACACAGUGCUUGCCACGAAUGAACCACGGUACCUUGCCGAUCUCGUCAAGGAGCUUACACCAUCACGCGAACUCCGGUCAUCCUCGCAGCAGCGGAUUUUGGCUGACCAUCGAACAAAGACGGUCGCUGCUGUCCGCGUGCUUCCAGAUGCGCUUCUGCAGCCGUCUGGAACGUUCUUCCUUCCAAUGUUAGGAAGCCACUGGAGCUAUCCACUUUUAAACCUCGAUUGAAAAUUAAUUUAUUUCAAAUUGCUUUUUGUGUUUAGCUUGUUGUCCUUCCCACGCACCUCGAAUUAGCACGAUUGUCUGUGUAAGGUGCGAAAGAAAUUCAACGUACGUACAUACACACACGGUACUCACGCUAAGGUCCGCACCAGAUGAGACGCAGGAAACUGCUGAACCCUCACGGUGGAGAUCGAGGCCAUCUCAUCCGCUGCCACCGAAGCCGCCACAUCUUGCCAUCGCUUCUUUCCACCUGCCGAACGCCACGUACCGUUAGUCGACACAUCGUCGGCCAAGGUUUUUUGGCGUACGGUUGUGUGCAUUUUCCAUUUGAUUAGAAUUUGCGGUGUGUGGAAAGUGUGAAAGGGAUACCAAAUAAACGUUUCUAAUCGUG